UCGUGGUCGGUCGCGACGCGAUCGUAAACGUCCUCGUGAGCGUGCAAUGCGGAUCACAGCAUGGACGACGGGAAUAGGAGGGCACGGAGGGCACACGGCAUGGCGGAAUGAGGUGGGGACCCGGCGAGAGGUCGGGAAGAGAGGCACCAAUAUCGAACCGGCGGCGCCGGUGGUGGAGGCCGUGGUGCGCGGCCAGAGUGCAUUCCGUGAGCGGUAGACGCGUAUCGCACGACAGACAGUCGCCGCGAACAGGCAUAAUCGACGCUCAAGUGUGUCGUUUAUAACGUCGGUUAAAUAAUCGAUCACGUUUUGCAAUUCAUUUUUUUAUCUUUUCAAUUUUCGCGAGUGCGGAAAAGAAAGGAAAUCACGAGGAAACGCGCGCACGCGUGUGCACCACGCGGCACACCGGAAGAGGGUCCAACUGAGGAAAAGAAGUGACGUUUUCCGCGUUGACCGGUGAGAGGAGAGACGCAUCGUCUGCUGUCGAUGUACGUGGUGGUGGUUGUAGGAGGGUGUGGUGCGCGGAGAACAGGUGUCCACGAUCGGAACUCGACCGUGAAACGAGCGCAGGCCGGAAACCAGCGGGACCAGUGCUGCUUGUUCAGCAGCAUGAAAUUUCGGACCGGCUAGCCUUAACCCGGAAGCCUCGCGUCGAAACAUCACACGACGAGAGGAAACGUUAAACGGAGCAGGUGCGCGGUGGCGAACCAUGUCGCAGACACCGCCAAGUCCUGCCGGCAGCCGGGCCGGUCCCGGCAGCCCGAGCACGCCACGUGGUGGUCGACUACGUGACAGAGUCAACUACUUCGUGGGGCUGUUCGAGGACAGGGAGGCCAGACGAAACGCAGACGCUCAGUUGCGAUCACCGACGAAUCCUAGACCAUCGCCAGGACCUGCGUCUCGACCGUCCUCCAGGACAAGCGACUCGUCGUUCGAGGAGAGCUUCGAACGAAUGGUCGAAGAGGGCGAAUUGAACGGCUCGAAGGUGGUCAAAUUCGAGAAAAUCACGGUGCGUAAGAGCGUGAGGGAGAUCGGCGGAGUAUCGUCGCAGCAGCAACGUUUUCUGACCGAGGCUAGUAGGACACCGAGCGAGGAACACGCCCUCGAGGACUCGGCUUAUCAGAGUCACAGUCAUGGUGCCCCGAAUCAUGGGAGUAAAUCGAGUUCGGUCACCUCGUUCACGAGGUUCCCUUCGGAGGAGAGUUUGCCGCAUAGGAGGGGCAGCAGCCCUCAGCAGCAUCUGGACGAUCGAACACCCUCAGAGUGGUACGCCGAGUAUCGGACUCAAAGCUUUCACAACGUAGCCACGAGGAUCGAAUACGUGCGCAGUAAGAGCGAAUAUGACGCACACAUCGUUGAAAUUAAAGACGAACAAGAACGCGUACAAAAGAAGACCUUCGUUAACUGGAUCAAUUCCUACCUCUCCAAGAGAAGUCCACCGCUUCGAGUGGAUGAUUUGAUCGAAGACCUUAAAGAUGGUACCCGCUUACUCGCAUUACUCGAAGUUCUGUCUGGCGAGAAGCUGCCGUUCGAAAGAGGUCGUAACUUGAAGAGACCGCAUUUUCUUAGCAAUGCCAACACCGCGCUGCAGUUCUUGCAGAGCAAAAAAAUUAAAUUGGUGAACAUAAACUCAUCCGACUUGGUGGACGGACGACCGCCAGUAGUGUUGGGUCUAAUAUGGACCAGUGAAAUAUAA
This is a messenger RNA of Ceratina calcarata, 1696 nucleotides long. RefSeq lists its product as uncharacterized. Gene Ontology annotation, molecular function: actin filament binding. The transcript is spliced from 5 exons. NCBI's taxonomy places the organism in Eukaryota, Metazoa, Arthropoda, Insecta, Hymenoptera, Apidae. Gene Ontology annotation, cellular component: nuclear outer membrane; cytoplasm; meiotic nuclear membrane microtubule tethering complex. Bases 710 to 1696 code for a protein of 328 amino acids. Gene Ontology annotation, biological process: nuclear migration. The record is from RefSeq and is a predicted model, not a curated record.